Molecule: messenger RNA, 2227 nt
Organism: Caenorhabditis sp. 36 PRJEB53466
Lineage: Eukaryota; Metazoa; Nematoda; Chromadorea; Rhabditida; Rhabditidae
Source: the annotation of a GenBank genome assembly
AUGACGGCUGGGGUGAAGCAUGUCGUCGGAAGUACCGGAAUCGAAAUCGAUCGCGAGAAUUCGCAGAGCAAAAAUCCGGUACGCUUUUUGGAAAUUUUGCCACGUUUUGCCACAUCUUCCAACUCACUCUCUCACUCUUUUUCUAUCUCUUCAUAAAUGUUAUUUGUUCAUCCCUCUCGCCACAGCAACAAAAGCCUUUUUUUGUGCGCGUGCGCCGCGCGAGGCCGAAACCGAAAUUAUUCUUGGUUCAUCGGAAAAGUUGAAAAGAUGUGGACGAUUUCGUUCCGAAACGCGCUCAUUUUCUGGCAAAUGAGCGGUGAGGAGCGUUGGCGAGAAGUGCAAAAGAUAACGGUGGGUGAGCAAGAGCGCUCCAUUGAGAAUUUCUGAGAAAAUCCUGAAAAUUUCACGCGAAAUCGAUUUUGUAGUGAAUUUUCAACAAAAAAACACGUGUUUUUCACUCAAAAUUGUGUGGGUCAUGUAAAAUUUAACCAAAAUCAAGUGCAAACCGGCCCUAUUGCGAAUUUUUUGUGAAAUUCCCGUUUUUUGCAGAUAAUCCGAGUGAUAUGCUCCGUUCAAAUGAUUUCGAUGGUCUCCGUCACUCUUCACUCCACCGCAAUGCCGUUUUUGGUCCGAAUUGCCAAUCGGGUACACGAAACGCAUCCGAAAAAUCAAAGCCGCCCCUCUUCGCCAUUUUCAGACGCAUUUCCUGCCGACGACGUCGGUUUUCAUGAUGGAAGUGCUGAAAUUGGUGUUUUGUCUGCUAAUCACCACCGUCAAAACGGGAAGUGUCAGAAAGUGCGCCCAAAUGCGAGUCAGUCGAUAAUCAACAAUUUCUUGCAGAACGGCGAGCGAGCUUCACAAAACAAUCUGGAAAAAUCGAUUGGAAACGAUGAAGGUGGCCGUGCCGGCGGUCGUUUACGCGAUUCAGAACAAUUUGUACUACAUCGCACUCGCGAACGUCGAUCCGACCACCUAUUCGGUAGAGCGCGUGUGCAUUGUCGGCGAAAACUUUGAAAUUGUUUUUAGGUAACUCUUCAACUGCGAAUUCUGACGACCGCCAUGCUUUCCGUGUGCCUUUUGAACAAAAAACUGUCGUGGUAUCAGUGGGGCGCGCAGGUGAUGGCCCUGCUCGGAGUCGUCGUUGUGCAGGUAUGCAAGUGCACUCUAUAGACAUUUUUUUCCGAUUUUUAGUUGGAUAAAACGAAUACGCACAAGGAAGUGAUCGGAAACUUCUGGAUCGGCGUUUCUGCCGUCGUCGGAAUGUGCUGGACGAGCGCUUUUGCAGGUCAGCAAGUGCGCUGCGCUCCAUUGAGAAUUUGCAGAUUUUUACAAUUUUUCAACAAAAAAGGCGACGAAUUUUCAAACUUUUGCAAGUGCGCUUCAUUGAGAAUUCAAAAAAAGCAAAUGCGCUCUUCUGCACACACUUUUUCAAAAUUUUCAGGCGUUUACUUUGAAAAAAUGCUGAAAAAUUCGUCGGCGGACGUCUGGAUUCAGAACAUUCGAUUAUCGAUUCUGACGCUGAUAUUCGCCGGAAUCACAAUGCUCACCACCGACGGCGAAGCCAUUUUGGAGGGUACGCUCGCGCAGAAAUUUGAUUCUUUUGGAAAUUUCGGACAAUUUUGCAGGAAACAUGUUCACUGGCUGGUCGAAUAUGGUCUGGCUCGUCACAAUUCUCAACUCGGUCGGCGGUCUGUGCAUCUCAUUGGUCAUGAAGUACGCGGACAACGUCAUGAAGACGUAUUGCCAAUCAAUCGCAAUCGGUAAGCGAUGCAAGUACGCUCCAUUUAAAAUUUUGCUGAAAAGUGUUUUUCCGGUUUUUCUCUGUGAAAAACUUAAAUUUUCACAUCAUUUACAGCAAUAUCGUAGUCUCAAAUAGUUCAAAUUCCCUUUUUCUCGCAAAAACUGCCUUAAAUUUCGAAAUUCCCGCAAAAAGUGCGUUAGAUCGCGUUUGCAAGCCAGAAAUUCGCAAAAGCCGUCAAUUUUUUCAGGACUAACAUCACUGGUCUCAAUAUUUUUGGGCGAACGCCUUCUGACCGUCUACCUGGUGUACGGAGUGCUGAUGGUGACGUCAUCGGUCGUCGUCUACUCGCUUUUCCCGGCCGCGCCGCCAACGCAAGAGUAUCACAAGUUGGAGCAGCAGGACGACGAUCUGGAAGUGCUUUUGAGGAGUGGCUCCGACGAUUCUGACGAGGAAAUAUUCGAAAAAGGGGCGGAGCCUAGAAUUUGA